UUGCCCUCACUUGCUAUACUCUCCUAAUUAUUCCCAGUGUGAAUGAGUUUGCGGCUUCAAGGCAGCGCUGUAAUGUGAAAAGCCGCAUUUGCACUAUUCAUACUCACACAUUGAAAAGAAAAACAAGAGGGCACCCUUCCUUUCAUCUCACCGCUCUAGUCAUAUCCAGAGUGUGGAUUAACACAUUUAAGUGCUGCAACGAUGUCCAGGCCAGCAGGGGGCGGUGCUAAUGAUGUCACCCACUUCCUCUCCACGGGAACGGGGCCUGGGACACCGACCUCUGCACUCUCCGCCUCCAGCCAAGCUGAUUGGGCGGCUAAGAGGCUCGUCUGGGUGCCUUCAGAGAAACAUGGGUUUGAGUCUGCAAGUGUGCGUGAGGAGCGGGGUGACGAGGUGGAGGUGGAGCUUAUGGACAGUGGGCGGAAACUGACACUUUCGAGGGAGGAACUCCAGCGGAUGAACCCGCCCCGUUUUAGUAAAGUUGAAGACAUGGCUGAUCUUACAUGCCUCAAUGAGGCCUCUGUUUUACACAAUCUGCGAGAGAGAUACUAUUCAGGACUCAUAUAUACGUACUCUGGCCUGUUUUGUGUGGUGAUAAAUCCCUAUAAGAACCUGUCCAUGUAUACAGAAUCCAUCAUAGAGAUGUAUCGUGGGAAAAAACGUCAUGAGAUGCCGCCACAUGUCUAUGCCAUAUCGGAGGCCGCCUACAGGAGCAUGCUGCAAGACAGAGAAGAUCAGUCCAUCCUAUGCACAGGGGAGUCUGGUGCAGGAAAGACAGAGAACACUAAGAAAGUGAUUCAGUAUCUUGCACAUGUGGCAUCUUCACACAAGUCUGGCAAUCUGGGUCGGCCCAAAGAUGCAAUGCAGAUUGUGCAGUAUGGGGAGCUGGAGAAACAGUUACUGCAGGCUAACCCCAUUCUAGAGGCCUUCGGCAAUGCAAAGACAGUCAAAAACGACAACUCUUCCAGAUUUGGCAAAUUCAUCAGGAUAAAUUUUGAUGUUGCUGGAUAUAUUGUUGGUGCUAACAUUGAGACCUAUCUGCUGGAAAAGUCUCGAGCCAUUCGCCAGGCAAAAGAUGAGAGGACCUUCCACAUCUUCUACCAGCUCCUUUCUGGAGCUUCAGAGACCAUGAGAAAGGAGCUUCUGCUUGGCAGUACAGAACAAUACCGCUUUCUCUGUGGGGGAUCACUUCCUGUCCCGGGUCAGAGUGACUCAGAAAACUUCACUCAAACAAUGGACUCUUUUGCCAUCAUGGGCUUCACCCAGGAGGAAUCCACCUCUAUGUUAAAGGUGAUCUCUGCAGUGAUGCAAUUUGGGAACAUCACAUUUAACAAAGAGAAGAACACAGAUCAGGCCUCUAUGCCGGAUGACACAGCAGCUCAGAAACUCUGCCACCUGCUGGGCAUCAGUGUGUUGGAUUUCAGCCGAGCCAUUCUCACUCCCCGCAUCAAAGUGGGCCGCGAAUAUGUCCAGAAGGCCCAGACCAAGCAGCAGGCUGAUUUUGCGAUAGAGGCUUUGGCAAAGGCCACAUAUGAGCGUCUCUUCCAUUGGCUGGUCCACCGGCUCAACAGAGCCCUGGACCGCAGACAGAGACAGGGAGCCUCAUUCAUUGGGAUCCUGGACAUCGCUGGAUUUGAAAUCUUCCAGCUGAACUCGUUUGAGCAGUUGUGUAUUAAUUACACUAACGAGAAGCUGCAGCAACUGUUCAAUCACACCAUGUUUGUUAUGGAGCAAGAAGAGUACCAGCGUGAGGGCAUUGAGUGGAGCUUCAUCGACUUCGGUCUGGAUCUUCAGCCCUGUAUCGACCUUAUUGAGAAACCGACCAAUCCUCCUGGCUUGCUUGCAUUAUUGGAUGAGGAGUGUUGGUUUCCGAGGGCAACAGAUCGCUCAUUUGUGGACAAGCUGUCAGCUGAGCAGGGUUCACACCCGAAGUUCAUGCGGCCACGACAGAUCAAAGAAGGGGCUGACUUCUCCAUCAUACACUACGCUGGCAAGGUUGAUUAUAAGGCAGAUGAGUGGCUGGUGAAGAACAUGGAUCCUUUGAAUGAUAAUAUUGCAUCUCUCCUUCAUCAGUCAUCUGAUCCUUUCAUCUCUGAGCUCUGGAGAGAGGUGGAGAGGAUUGUGGGUCUGGAUCAGGUGUCGUCUGGUGAGGGCAGUGGCAAAGUGAAUUUUGGGGCUGGACUAAAGACAAAAAAGGGCAUGUUCCGAACAGUGGGGCAACUCUACAAAGAGUCCCUCGCUAAACUUAUGGCCACCCUCCGCAACACCAACCCCAACUUUCUGCGCUGCAUCAUCCCCAACCAUGAGAAACGGGCAGGGAAGUUGAGCCCUCAUUUGGUUCUGGAUCAGUUGAAGUGUAAUGGAGUUCUAGAGGGGAUCAGGAUCUGCAGACAGGGCUUCCCGAACCGUAUACCAUUCCAGGAGUUCAGACAGAGGUAUGAGAUCUUGACUCCAAAUGCCAUUCCUCGAACCUUUAUGGAUGGGAAACAGGCAUGUGAGCUCAUGAUCAGUGCUUUAGAGCUGGACAAGAAUCUUUUCCAGGUGGGACAGAGUAAAGUGUUCUUCCGGGCUGGAGUUCUGGGUCACCUGGAAGAAGAACGAGACCUGAAGAUCACUGACACCAUCAUCCGCUUCCAGAGCGCCUCACGUGGAUACCUCGCCAGGAGGGCAUUCCAUAAGAAACAGCAGCAGCUCAGUGCUCUGCGUGUGAUGCAGAGGAACUGUGCAGCAUACCUAAAGCUCAGAAACUGGCGGUGGUGGAGACUCUUCACCAAGGUGAAGCCGUUGCUGCAGGUGACCCGUCAGGAUGAGGAAAUUCAAGUUCGUGAAGCUAAGCUUCAGAAAGCCAGUGACCAGCUGAGCAAACUGGAGCUUGACUUUACUGAACUGAACCAAAAAAACCAACAGCUGAUGGAGGAGAAGAUGGUGCUGACCAACCAGCUGCAGGCGGAGGCCGAGUUAUUUGCAGAAGCAGAAGAAAUGAGAGCGCGGCUGGCCAAUCGCAAACAAGAGCUUGAAGAUGUGUUGGGAGAGCUCGAAAGCCGAUUGGAGGAGGAAGAGGAGAGGACUGCUCAGCUGACCAAUGAGAAGAAGAAGAUCCAACAACAUGUCAAGGAUCUGGAAGUGCAGCUCGAGGAGGAGGAGGGGACACGCCAGCGUCUCCAGCUUGAGAAGGUCACUCUGGAAAGUAAAGUGAAGAGUCUGGAGUCCGAGAACAUGACUCUGGGAGAGCAGAGAGAAAGAUUAAGCAAGGAGAAGAAACAGUUGGAAGAGAGAUUGAAUGAAAUGACAGAUCAACUCACAGAGGAAGAAGAGAAAGUGAAGAGUCUCAAUAAGCUAAAAAACAAACAGGAAGCUGUCAUUGCUGAUAUGGAAGAUCGUCUCAAAAGGGAAGAGCAGGGUCGUCUGGAGCAGGAGAAGUGGAAGAGACGGAUAGAGAGUGAAGCAGUAGAUGCACAAGAGCAGCUGUCUGACCUCAGCUUACUUGUCACAGAGCUAAGAGGAAGCCUGAGCCAGAAAGAAAAAGAGAUCACCGCACUACAGACACGCCUGGAAGAAGAGAGUGCCCACCGUACAGAAGCUCAGAGGGCUCUGCGAGAGGCAAUGUCUCAGGUGUCUGAGCUCAAGGAGGAGGUGGAGAAUGAACGAGGGAUGAGGGAAAGAGCUGAGAAACAGAGGAGAGAUCUGGGAGAGGAGUUAGAAGCUCUGAGGACUGAACUCGAAGAUACACUGGACACCACAGCUGCUCAGCAAGAACUCAGGUCUCGCCGUGAGUCUGAGUUAGGAGAGCUUCAGAGGAGUUUAGAGGUGGAGACGCGUCGUCAUGAAGCCCAGCUUUCAGAAAUGCGCAUCAAACACACCGCUGCUGUUGACUCUCUACAGGAGCAGCUGGACAAUGCCAAGAGAUCCCGUCAGUCUCUGGAGAAGGCGAAGGCCAUGCUGGAGGAGGAGCGCUUGAACCUGAACACUGAGCUGAAGACGCUACAGGGAGGGAAGAUGGAGAGCGAGAGGGGCAGGAAGAGAGCAGAGGGACAGUUACAGGAACUCAAUGCACGGCUCUCACAGGCUGAGAGAGAAAGAGAGGAGAGAGAGGAACGACUCAGUAAACUACAGUCAGAGCUUGAGUCUUUGUCCAGUUCUCUCUCCUCGUCUGACUCAAAAUCUCUUCGUUUAAAUAAGGAGGUCAGCAGUCUGGAGAGUCAGUUACAUGAUGUGCAGGAGCUCCUGCAGGAAGAGACGCGGCAGAAGUUGGCGUUGGGCUCACGUGUUCGCGCUCUAGAGGAGGAGAAAGUUGGACUGGUGGAUAGACUCGAGGAGGAGGAGGAGAAGACCAGAGAGCUCACACGUCAGAUUCAGAACCAGACGCAACAGCUGGCUGAUUUUAAAAAGCAAACAGAGGAAGUGAACACAGCAGUGGAGGCCGGGGAGGAGACCAGGAGGAAGAUGCAGAGAGAGCUGGAGAAUGCAGUACAGAGAGAGAGAGUCAAAGAAGAAGAGAAAGAACGCAUUGAGAGACAGAAAGAACGACUGAGAGAAGAGAUAGAAGACAUGACCAUCGCUCUGCAGAGAGAGAGACAGAACUGUACAGCUCUGGAGAAGAGACAGAAAAAAUUUGAUCAGAGUUUGGCAGAGGAGAAGGCAGUGAGUGCUCGGCUGUUGGAGGAACGGGACCGUGCAGAAGCAGAGAGUCGAGAGAAAGAGACACGCUUCUUGUCUCUCUCUAGAUCACUGCAGGAAGCCACAGAGCAGAGAGAUGAGCUGGAGAGAAGUAAUAAGCUACUCCGCCUCGAGAUGGAACAGCUUGUCAACGCCCAAGAUGACGUGGGAAAAAAUGUUCUAGAGCUGGAGCGUUCUCGACGGGCUUUGGAAACAGAAGCCCAGUCUCUGAGAGAACAGACCCAGGACCUGGAGGAUGAGCUGACAGAGACGGAGAAUGCUCGUCUGAGACUGGAGGUUACGCUUCAAGCCCUCAGAGCUCAGUUUGAGAGAGAGAUGAGCACCAAGGAGGAGAAAGGAGAAGAAAAAAGGAGAGCCCUCAACAAACAGGUGCGAGAGCUGGAAGUAAUGCUUGAAGAAGAAAGGACUCAGAGAGCUCAAGCUCUAACGGUCAAGAAACAGCUGGAGUCAGAGCUGUUGGAGGCAGCGUCUCAGGUGGAAGCAGCCAGUCGGGGCAGAGAGGAGGCAAUCAGGCAGAUGAAACGUCUUCAGGUUCAAUUGAAGGAGCUUCUUCGUGAGCUGGAUGAGACCAAACUGUCUAAAGAAGAGAUUGUCGCUCAAUCAAAGGACACAGAGAAGCGCCUGCAGACUCUGGAGGCAGAAGUAGUACAGCUAACAGAGGAACUGGCUGUUUCUGAGAGGCAACGGAGGCAAGCUCAGCAGGAGAGAGACGAAAUGGCGGAUGAAAUCGUCAGCAGCACAAGUGGAAAAUCUGCUCUGUUUGAGGAAAAACGGCGUCUGGAGGCCAGAAUCACUCAACUGGAGGAAGAAUUAGAGGAGGAACAGAGUAAUGCUGAACUACUGGCUGAGAGACAGAGGAAGAGCACCUUACAGGUUGAGACACUUACAGUCCAGUUGUCCGGAGAGAGAACGCUGGCACAGAAGAGUGAGAGCGCACGCGAGAUCCUCGAUAGGCAGAAUAAAGAGCUGAAGACUCGUCUCAGUGAGCUGGAGGGCUCUGUGAAGGGCAAAAAUCGUCUCAGCAUCGCUGCCCUGGAGGCCAAGAUAGAAUCUAUGGAGGAACAACUGGAGCAAGAGAGACAAGAGCACACCAUGGCUAAUAAGCUGGUGAGGAAAACAGAGAAGAAACUGAAAGAGGUUCUGAUUCAGGUGGAUGAUGAAAGGAGACAUGCAGAUCAGUACCGAGAGCAGGUGAAUAAGUCUAUGGGCCGACUCCAUCAGCUGAAGAGACAAUUAGAAGAGGUGGAGGAGGAGAACUCCCGCUCCAACGCUCAGCGCAGGAAACUACAGCGAGAACUGGAAGAAAUGAGUGACAGUAUGCAAAUCAUGAACCGUGAGCUCAACACUCUACGUUCACAACUCAGCGUGACAGAACGGCAGAAGUCAGAACAGCGAGCUCCACUCCCUAUUUCCUUGCGUGCUGCCCGCAGGGCUCUGGUGGAUGAUCUCUCUCAGGAGAACUCUGAUUCGGAGGAUCCAAGAGCUUCUCCCACCUCGUCCAGCGGCCUGAUGGGGACCCCUACACCCUCAGACAACGCCCUGGGCCGCCCACCCCCCUACAGCCUUACAGACACUAAAUAAGAAGGGGAGAGUGUGAAAGAUGGCCAAAUUUAAUCUCAUAGCUUUGCAAUUGUACACACAAUGCUGCAGAGCAUCCGUGCAGUCACAGACAACAACAGAACUUGAAACUAGUUAAUGAAACUAGUUAAUGAAACUAAUUAGUGAUUUAUCAAUGUUUAAUGAACAAAUGAAUAAGCAUUCAAGAUGGAGAAAAUCAGAUUCAGUACUCUUUCUACUUAAACCAACCAAGCAAUGAGUAAACACUGUUUUUUUUUUUGUUUGUUUUUUUAAUGGGGCAGAAUAAAACUACAUUUCCCAGCACUCUUUAAGAAAUAGAAGUACUGUGUAUUGGCCUAGCCUCAUAUCAGUGCAGUAUAUUGUAUAUCAAGCUUGUUGUGGCACAAUUGUAAUGGCCACAUCAAGCUGUCUAUCAAUCAAUAAUAAGCCAUUUGUUUAAGGGAAAUUUGCAUGUUAAUGGUAAUCAAAUGGAAAAGGUCAUCAGGUAUUGCACAGAUGAUCCAUAUCAAAAGUUUCAUGAUUGGGCUAAAAUUAAUCAGCUGUGCCAGCACAAGCCAUUGAACCUUCAAAGCUCUGAGAAACUUUCUCUCUCUCACUCCUAAAAUCAUGUUUUAAGAAAUUGAGAAUUGAACAGGUACAAGAUUAUCUCUUUGUUAUUUUAAAAUAUCUGUGUUUUAAAUUUUUAAAAGUUAUAGCACUACUUCUGAUUAAUAGAACGUUGCUUUUUAUCAAACAUGAUUUGGCAGAGAUGAUGCUAAUGUACACCAAGCUUUGAUUGUAUAAAACAUAAGUGAGAAAGAGAGAAAUGAUUUUCUAUUAGAUAUUAGAUAAUAUGCUACAAAUUUGAGCUAUCCAUGCUAGCUUUUACAUUUUGGCCAUAAACUGAUAUCAGAGGUCAUAACAAAAGAAUGGAGAUAUAGAAACUAAAAUAUAAAUAUAAGGUAAAACACACAAUAGUAAACCAACGAUUCCUGGAUUUAUUGCAGAAAGUAAAGAGAAACUGCCAACGCUGACAUAUUUCACUUACAUGUAGACUUAGCAGUAACGAUUCUUAGAUAUUUUCAAUUGACCUGCUCUAAUCUCGUUAAAACAUUAGUAUUAUUCAGUUCAACUCCCUAUUAAAGGUGCACUCAGUUUUUUUUUAAGAUGUCGAAGUGGCUUACAUUGGCUUACACUGACACCUAGUGGCACCUAGUUCAUUCAAACACAGUAGUUUUCAGUUACUAAUGCUAUUGUAAAAAUUCAUUAUGUACAGUAAGCCAGGAUUCAUUUAAUCUAUGAAUGAAAUUGUCCAAUAACAGGGCACUUACUGAGAUUAAGCGAGUAUUAUUCAGAUGGUCAUGUGAUUCUAACAUGGCUGCCCCCAUGAUGCGCCCCUGCCCCAUGUAGAAUAAAAGAGCUUUUAUAAGAUUACUGAUAUGACUGACCUCUUCAUCUCACAUGAGUGGUCAUGAUUUUAUACAUAUGUUUCAAAAUGACUGUUCAUUUCUUUAGAAGUAAAACUUUUUAAAUGAGGAAAAAAGUACUGAGUGAACUUUUAAGUUCAGGGUAUUCUUACAUUCUUAGAUAAUGUGCUUUGAUUGUUACCUAGAUAGCUCUAAAGGGAAGGCUUUUGUUGGUAGUGAUAUAGGCAGUUAGGAUUUCUAAAUUUAUGUCUUAACACAUCGGCUCCAGUUUCAGACUACUGACUUCUAUCAAAUCAGAAAAUUCCAGUAUGCAGUCUAUUUUGUUUUGUAUUCUUUUUUUUUGUCUUUUUUUUUUUGUCUGCACACAGAUAUGUUAUGGUUGUUGUAUAGUAUUCCGAUGAAAACAGGACUAAGUUCAAGGAAAACAAAGGGUAAGGAUGGGUUUAUACCUUAAUAGGGUAGUUUUAGUCAAGAACACUGGACAGAAAACUAAACAUUUUCACCAAAAGCUGCAUAUACUGAAAAUCAGAGACAGUUUUGAGACAAUGGAAACACAAGUAUAGAGUAAGACAUCUGUAUUUAGAUUACAGAGAGUUUCUUUGUCAUGGUGUGAAUGGCGUAAACAUUCUUAUUACACUUAUUACAUUACAGGGGUUGAAGGCGGCUAGUUACUUUACUCCUUAAUUAACUCAACUGUAUCAAUGUAACAUUGUUUUCUGCCAAAUGAAAUUGUGUUCUUCUUUUUUCUUUUCUUUUUUUUUUUCUUUUUUUUUUUUUUGAAAGUGGUAAAUAUUUAUGGAACAGAGCUUUUAUGUUGAAUACAGUCUGGGGCAUAUGGAUGACUAAAGGGACAUUAUUUUAGUUGUAUGCAUGUCAACAGUGCAUGUAGUUUAGACUGGUGAAAAGGGAGGACAUACCUGUAAAAAAUUCCAAUGGAGUCCAUUGAAAACCAAUAGCCCAUUUCCAACAUACAGUCCCGGUACUUCCCCCUUGAACUUUCUAGAUGAUAACUAUUAAGAGGAACGGGAGACUUUUCCCUCUCUUGCAUUCGCACACAAAAAGGAACCCCUGUCAUUAUAGUACAUCUGACAAUGUUUGCACACGCUAUUCAAUAGCAACAACAGCACUGAUUGUGGAUGCCAGGAGCGGAGCUACACUUUUGUUAGGGCUGUAUUACACAACCUGUGUCUUAAGGUAACAGUUUUUUCACUGGGCGCGUGAGCCGUGCGUGCGGUGCUGCAUCCCUGAAGCCCAUGGUGAGAGGAGAGGAAAGGGCACCCGGCAUAUUUUAAUCAUGCAGCACAUGCUUAACUCAGUGGAAUACAUGUUGAAAAUGCAAUAUAAAGCUAUUUAUCAACACAAUCUUUUACAAUAAAUGCUUUUAUGACUCAACAUAAAAUACUGUACUGAAAUACUCACCCAUUAACUGAAAGAAAUAGGUGUUGAUGCAAGUUAACCAUACAGUAACAGGAACGCAACACUUUCCUAAUGUAAAUUAGAUUUCAUGAUGGUAAAGUUUAAAAUAUAUUUCAAUUACCCACUCUAAAACAUCUUAUAAUUUAUGUCCGUUAUCCCAGGAAAAACAGUCACACAGUACAGAUGUGAUGAAAACUCAAACCGCGUCUCCCGUUGAAGUCAUGCAGCAGCUUUGCUCACCCCUCGUAUACUCAUACUAUGUAAAACAGGUGAUACUCUUUGGGUACUUUGUUGGUUUAUGUUAUUUCUGUUAAUGGAAUUGUAAAAAUAGUGAAAUCCUCUGAGUAGCAGGCUAGCAGCUUCAAGUUUGUUUACACAUGGCAGCUGCCGACACUUUGAGUUUCUCAUUGCUUUGUGCGUCAUACGUGUUUGACCAAUCACAGGUUGCAACACCUCCCACAGUACCUCUUCUCCAAAAAGUACCCCAAAGUAGGAGCUAAAAAAGUCUCUAAAUAACUAAGAGGAACUAUAGUUCCUCAUGUGUAAAACCAAUGAAAAGUAGCAGUUCUGAGUAAAAGUACCUAAAAUGGACUUUAGUUCCUACAGUGAGUAGGGCCUAAUGAAAUAACUAGGAGAUUUGAAAUCUGAUAAAUAUAUUGCAAAUUUAGGUCUCCCUAAAGACUUCCUUCUCAUUGAUCAUGUUUUCAUAUGGAGAAUAAUGUAAUGCAUUUUAGAUGGCAUUUGAACAGAAUGGUUUUAAAAAUCAGUAGUUGUUGAAUGGCUAAAACAAGGCUCGAUGUUUCAGCAGUUGUUACAGGAGAGUAAUGGUCUGGCUUAAAAACAUACAACAUAUAUUCGGAAAUCUUUUCUUUAAAAUUCUUGUCCAUGUCAAGUGAAAGUUUUCCUUCGCUGUAUGUUUGUCUCUAAUAUUUAAUUUAAUAUAUAUUGUAUGGUGAUAAUCAUUUUGAUAUAUUGCUCUGACUUACAGGCUAGUCUUUAACGUGAUUGCAUUUCCUUAUAUAUUAAACAGUGUUAAACUGUGAAUAAUAAUUGUGUCACCAUUCUAGAAUCAGAACAAAUUUCAGGCCUGCUUUGCCAGCCACUGAUCUUCAAAAUGUAUUAGGAAAUAAUGGAUUUGUUGACAUCUUGUUUAGCCACAAACACAUUAUGAAAAAUCUUUUUUGUGCUGAUUCUCUGUGAAAUAACAAGGUUCACUGGUUCACUGAUGUAUUGAAAGGUUUAUUACAUGAUUAUUACACCUUUUUUUACAUAAAUCGGUAAGCAGGGUUUAUUAUCACUUGAUCAGAUUCCACUGUACGUAUGUAGAUAGCACUUUGAUACUUGAAUUGUUUGACUUGCCCCAAUAAUCUUUGGUUUUAAAUUUGGUGUGUUUUUAUUUACCAUUCUCUUAAAUUAAGACAUUGUUAUACAAUUGUAAAAUGUUGACUGAAAGGGAAGAAAUGAUGCUGUUAAAGACAAACAGAUUAGAAAUAAUUGCACACAGAAGCCAAAAGACUCUCCUGAGCCUUGUAAAACAGAUUUUUGAUUCUACUUAUUUGUCCAUGUUAGAACAUUUUCAGCCUAUAAUUUUUCUGAUUUCUCUGACUCUUUGCCUUUAAAGUGACUCAAUAUUGCUGCUAAUUCUUUUCUCUUUUCUUUUUUCUUUCUUUUUUUUUUUUUGUCACUGCCAAAUGUACAAAGACAUUUAAUUGUAAUUGAUUUGUACAUUUAAUAGAUGCAUUUGCAGAACUGUUCAAACCAUCAACAAAGAAUCCAUUUGGAGGGCAUUCAUAUUCAAAAACCACUCAUAUUUCUCAGAAUUCUAAAUUCCAUUUUAAUGAAUGAGCCUUGUUAUACUCAGCCUGUGCUUUAUAAUACAGCUUUGACAAGUAUAACAGGAGCAUGUAUGGAAAGGAAUCAAAACCCCAGAGAUACUUGUAUGUAUUUAAUGUAUUUCUGAAGACGAUUGUUUGCUUUUUGCAUCUGUUGAACUUGAAUUUUUAACCAUGUUGUUUAUUUGAUCUUUUGGUUUACUUUGCUAUAAUGAUAAAAUGAGACUGGGGUGAAUUUUAAUAUACAGUACCAUUG
Myxocyprinus asiaticus (Chinese sucker) is the source of this 11165-nucleotide messenger RNA. Its product is annotated as myosin-10-like. The transcript is spliced from 43 exons. The coding region runs from base 202 to 6258 and encodes 2018 amino acids. NCBI's taxonomy places the organism in Eukaryota, Metazoa, Chordata, Actinopteri, Cypriniformes, Catostomidae. The record is from RefSeq and is a predicted model, not a curated record. Gene Ontology annotation, cellular component: myosin complex. Gene Ontology annotation, molecular function: cytoskeletal motor activity; actin filament binding; ATP binding.